Molecule: messenger RNA, 766 nt
Organism: Conger conger (European conger)
Lineage: Eukaryota; Metazoa; Chordata; Actinopteri; Anguilliformes; Congridae
Exons: 3
Coding region: 35-766 (243 amino acids)
Source: RefSeq, a predicted model, not a curated record
AAGCAUACUCCAGGGAGAAACAGAAGCAAACCAAAUGUCUGAAACAGAAAAUCUUUUACCAGCUGACACUGAGGAAGCUCCAGUAAAAGUUAAGGAAAGAGUGAAGGGAUUUGAAGCCCUGAGCAGUCCAGUUCAGAACCCUGACCAUCGAAGAAGAACAGGAGCCAAUCAGACAGCAGGAGCCCACACCCCAUCUGCUGCUCCACCCAAAACAGGACAUGAAGAGGACACCACCCACACCCCAUCUGCUACUCCACCCACAACAGGACAUGAAGAGGACACCACCCACACCCCAUCUGCUGCUCCACCCAAAACAGGAAAUGAAGAGGACACCACCCACACCCCAUCUGCUGCUCCACCCAAAACAGGACAUGAAGAGGACACCACCCACACCCCAUCUGCUGCUCCACCCAAAACAGGACAUGAAGAGGACACCACCCACACCCCAUCUGCUGCUCCACCCAAAACAGGAAAUGAAGAGGACACCAGCCACACCCCAUCUGCUGCUCCACCCAAAACAGGGAAUGAAGAGGACACCACCCACACCCCAUCUGCUGCUCCACCCAAAACAGGACAUGAACAGGACACCACCCACACCCCAUCUGCUGCUCCACCCAAAACAGGGAAUGAAGAAGACACCACCCACACCCCAUCUCCCCCGGAGACCAGGAGGCUGUCAGUGGGCAUGGACACUGGAGACGAGGAGGCUGUCAGUGGGCAUGGACACUGGAGACCAGGAGGCUGUCAGUGGGAGAGGUGUCAGUAA